ACCCCAUUACACAGUACUUCAAGCUCUAGCAGCUCCACUUCAACUACGUCAAGUAGCAGUGUGAGUAGCUCAACAUCAACUUCCUCCAGUUCAAGUGUGUCCACACCCACUACAACAAUUUACUCAACGUAUUCAAGUGUUAGCAGUUCAACUUCAACUUCCUCGAGUUCCAGUGUGAGUAGCUCUACUUCAACCUCGUCAAGUUCUAGUGUCUCGACACCAACCACUACAACCUCCUCGACCAGCGUUAGCACAAGUGUGUCAAGCAGUACAUCAUCAAGCUCGUCAAGUUCCAGUGUGUCCACGCCAACCACAACUGUUUACUCGACAUAUUCAAGUGCGAGCAGUUCAACUUCCACUUCAUCCAGUUCUAGUGUGAGUAGUUCAACCUCAACUUCGUCGAGUACCAGUAUCAGUAGCUCUACUUCAACAUCAUCAAGUUCUAGUGUGUCGACGCCAACUACAACAACUUCAUCUUCUACGAGCGUCAGCUCAAGUGUGUCAAGCAGUACAUCAUCAAGCUCAUCAAGUUCCAGUGUGUCCACGCCAACCACAACGGUUUACUCGACAUAUUCAAGUGCGAGCAGUUCAACUUCCACUUCAUCCAGUUCUAGUGUGAGUAGUUCAACCUCAACUUCGUCGAGUACCAGUGUCAGUAGCUCUAUUUCAACGUCAUCAAGUUCUAGUGUGUCGACGCCAACUACAACAACUUCAUCUUCUACGAGCGUCAGCUCAAGUGUAUCAAGCAGUACAUCAUCAAGCUCAUCAAGUUCCAGUGUGUCCACGCCAACCACAACGGUUUACUCGACAUAUUCAAGUGCGAGCAGUUCAACUUCCACUUCAUCCAGUUCUAGUGUGAGUAGUUCAACCUCAACUUCGUCGAGUACCAGUGUCAGUAGCUCUAUUUCAACAUCAUCAAGUUCUAGUGUGUCGACGCCAACUACAACAACUUCAUCUUCUACAAGCGUCAGCUCCAGUGUGUCAAGCAGUACAUCAUCAAGUACGUCAAGUUCCAGUGUGUCCACACCAACCACAACGGUUUACUCGACAUAUUCAAGUGCGAGCAGUUCAACUUCCACUUCAUCCAGUUCUAGUGUGAGUAGUUCAACCUCAACUUCGUCGAGUACCAGUGUCAGUAGCUCUACUUCAACAUCAUCAAGUUCUAGUGUGUCGACGCCAACUACAACAACUUCAUCUUCUACAAGCGUCAGCUCAAGUGUGUCAAGCAGUACAUCAUCAAGCACGUCAAGUUCCAGUGUGUCCACGCCAACCACAACGGUUUACUCGACAUAUUCAAGUGCGAGCAGUUCAACUUCCACUUCAUCCAGUUCUAGUGUGAGUAGUUCAACCUCAACUUCGUCGAGUACCAGUGUCAGUAGCUCUACUUCAACAUCAUCAAGUUCUAGUGUGUCGACGCCAACUACAACAACUUUAUCUUCUACGAGCGUCAGCUCAAGUGUGUCAAGCAGUACGUCAUCAAGCUCAUCAAGUUCCAGUGUGUCCACGCCAACCACAACGGUUUACUCGACAUAUUCAAGUGCGAGCAGUUCAACUUCCACUUCAUCCAGUUCUAGUGUGAGUAGUUCAACCUCAACUUCGUCGAGUACCAGUGUCAGUAGCUCUACUUCAACAUCAUCAAGUUCUAGUGUGUCGACGCCAACUACAACAACUUCAUCUUCUACGAGCGUCAGCUCAAGUGUGUCAAGCAGUACGUCGUCAAGCUCAUCGAGUUCCAGUGUGUCCACGCCAACCACAACGGUUUACUCGACAUAUUCAACUGCGAGCAGUUCAACUUCCACUUCAUCCAGUUCUAGUGUGAGUAGUUCAACCUCAACUUCGUCGAGUACCAGUGUCAGUAGCUCUACUUCAACAUCAUCAAGUUCUAGUGUGUCGACGCCAACUACAACAACUUCAUCUUCUACAAGCGUCAGCUCCAGUGUGUCAAGCAGUACAUCAUCAAGUACGUCAAGUUCCAGUGUAUCCACACCAACCACAACGGUUUACUCGACAUAUUCAAGUGCGAGCAGUUCAACUUCCACUUCAUCCAGUUCUAGUGUGAGUAGUUCAACCUCAACUUCGUCGAGUACCAGUGUCAGUAGCUCUACUUCAACAUCAUCAAGUUCUAGUGUGUCGACGCCAACUACAACAACUUCAUCUUCUACAAGCGUCAGCUCAAGUGUGUCAAGCAGUACAUCAUCAAGCACGUCAAGUUCCAGUGUAUCCACACCAACCACAACGGUUUACUCGACAUAUUCAAGUGCGAGCAGUUCAACUUCCACUUCAUCCAGUUCUAGUGUGAGUAGUUCAACCUCAACUUCGUCGAGUACCAGUGUCAGUAGCUCUACUUCAACAUCAUCAAGUUCUAGUGUGUCGACGCCAACUACAACAACUUCAUCUUCUACGAGCGUCAGCUCAAGUGUGUCAAGCAGUACGUCGUCAAGCUCAUCAAGUUCCAGUGUGUCCACGCCAACCACAACGGUUUACUCGACAUAUUCAAGUGCGAGCAGUUCAACUUCCACUUCAUCCAGUUCUAGUGUGAGUAGUUCAACCUCAACUUCGUCGAGUACCAGUGUCAGUAGCUCUACUUCAACAUCAUCAAGUUCUAGUGUGUCGACGCCAACUACAACAACUUCAUCUUCUACGAGCGUCAGCUCAAGUGUGUCAAGCAGUACGUCGUCAAGCUCAUCAAGUUCCAGUGUGUCCACGCCAACCACAACGGUUUACUCGACAUAUUCAAGUGCGAGCAGUUCAACUUCCACUUCAUCCAGUUCUAGUGUGAGUAGUUCAACCUCAACUUCGUCGAGUACCAGUGUCAGUAGCUCUACUUCAACAUCAUCAAGUUCUAGUGUGUCGACGCCAACUACAACAACUUCAUCUUCUACAAGCGUCAGCUCCAGUGUGUCAAGCAGUACAUCAUCAAGUACGUCAAGUUCCAGUGUAUCCACACCAACCACAACGGUUUACUCGACAUAUUCAAGUGUGAGCAGUUCAACUUCCACUUCAUCCAGUUCUAGUGUGAGUAGUUCAACCUCAACUUCGUCGAGUACCAGUGUCAGUACCUCUACUUCAACAUCAUCAAGUUCUAGUGUGUCGACGCCAACUACAACAACUUCAUCUUCUACAAGCGUCAGCUCAAGUGUGUCAAGCAGUACAUCAUCAAGCACGUCAAGUUCCAGUGUAUCCACACCAACCACAACGGUUUACUCGACAUAUUCAAGUGCGAGCAGUUCAACUUCCACUUCAUCCAGUUCUAGUGUGAGUAGUUCAACCUCAACUUCGUCGAGUACCAGUGUCAGUAGCUCUACUUCAACAUCAUCAAGUUCUAGUGUGUCGACGCCAACUACAACAACUUCAUCUUCUACAAGCGUCAGCUCAAGUGUGUCAAGCAGUACAUCAUCAAGCACGUCAAGUUCCAGUGUAUCCACACCAACCACAACGGUUUACUCGACAUAUUCAAGUGCGAGCAGUUCAACUUCCACUUCAUCCAGUUCUAGUGUGAGUAGUUCAACCUCAACUUCGUCGAGUACCAGUGUCAGUAGCUCUACUUCAACAUCAUCAAGUUCUAGUGUGUCGACGCCAACUACAACAACUUCAUCUUCUACGAGCGUCAGCUCAAGUGUGUCAAGCAGUACGUCAUCAAGCACAUCAAGUUCCAGUGUAUCCACACCAACCACAACGGUUUACUCGACAUAUUCAAGUGCGAGCAGUUCAACUUCCACUUCAUCCAGUUCUAGUGUGAGUAGUUCAACCUCAACUUCGUCGAGUACCAGUGUCAGUAGCUCUACUUCAACAUCAUCAAGUUCUAGUGUGUCGACGCCAACUACAACAACUUCAUCUUCUACGAGCGUCAGCUCCAGUCUGUCAAGCAGUACGUCAUCCAGCUCGUCUAGUUCGAGUGUAUCAACACCAACGACAACAGUGUUCUCGACAUACUCAAGUGCGAGCAGUUCGACUACUUCUUCGUCAAGUUCUAGUGUAAGUAGUUCCACGUCGACUUCGUCGAGUUCCAGUGUUUCAACACCCACCACAACAACUUCAUCUUCUACGAGCGUCAGCUCAAUUGUGUCAAGCAGUACAUCAUCCAGCUCGUCUAGUUCGAGUGUGUCCACACCAACAACUACGGUGUACUCUACGUAUUCAAGUGUGAGCAGUUCUAGUACUUCAAGGUAUGAACGCAGUAUGCUAGUGGCUGUAAAUCGUAGAUUUACACUCAGAAUUGAAUUAUAUAGUCGAAGUCUCAAUGUGCUUAUCAGAUUAUGGAAAUUAACUAUACUGAGUUUUUUUAAAGGGCAAACACUGCGAUUUUCAUGUUAGAGGUAUACUCUGAUACUCUGUAGUAGUUAUGUUUUGGUGCUUUCUCUCUGGUUCUCGUUUAGGCACUUUCGUUUUCGUAUAUUCUCUUUUUCUAUUUUUCCUACGCUGUUUGUAAACAAUGUAAUAUGCAUACGUCAAGCAUAUUGAGUUCUUGAAUGAGAACGUCCCCGUGAAUUAUAGUUUUUACGGUUAUUUCUUUUACCUUCCCGGACAAGGUCAUACAAAGUUUCCUUUUAAAGAUUACUGAAAUGCUGCAAAGUUUCUGUUUGUUGUCUCAGUUGCUCAAGUAUAUCACGAUUAGACUGGUCGUUUCUCAGUUGAUUCGAGGGUAGAACAUGGGUGAUGCGUUCUAUUACUUUCAAUUUUGGGUUAGUUUUGUUUAAGAGACUUUAAGUGCUGUGCUAUGUUGUUUUAAAUGACCUAGUUAGUACUUUCGCAAUUUGCAAAGUAGCCUCCUACUUAGACAUUCUUAGGGGUUCGUUACGCGUUCCUGUUCCUCGAACGAGGUUCGUCAGGGAGAAUUGCCGGAUGACCCAAACGAACGUCUGCGUGGGAGGCAAUUCGCAAAACCGACGGAACACCAACUACGUCCAUUAUUCCAACUGCGACCAUUUGUGGCUGACAACGCCUUUGCACUAAUAUGUUAAUAAAAACGUUAACGUCAACGAGAGACGAGUGACAACUCGAGGUGUACGUUAAGAAGAGUCAAGUAUCACGUGUUUUCUUGAAAAUUGUUUUGUUUCUGUUUUGUUUUUUAUAAACACAAAUUGGCUUGAAUGGAUAUCCCCAUCUUUUCAGGCAAAAUUUAUUCUCAUUAUACACUUGCCUGUUACUUUAUUUUUAUCACGUAACUUAUUUUUCAAUGGAUGCUUAGUAAAAAGAAACAAACUGUAAACGUGCACUUGCUCUGGUGACUUUUUUGUGGCUUCCUUUAACCAUCUAAGUGUUAUUUUUGUUAUCGUGCCUUUUUGCUUACAUUUGAUUGCUGUCUCUCUUUGUUUAAGUUACCAUGCAUUCUGGUAGGAACUAAUAAUGGCGUUUAACCGACUAAAUUAAUUAUACUCUUCCUCAGUUCCACUUCUACAUCAAGCUCGCCAUCCUCUUCGACGACUUCCACUUCAUAUAAAUCGGUUUCUCAGAAGAGCACAGCCACUGUGUACCCAUCUACUGUGACGAGGACUACAGGGACACAAUACACUGUAGGAACAUCGAGUAGGACGCCACCAAGCUUGAAACCGCCGUCACGAACCUCGAGAUUAAGCUCACCGAGCAGGUUACUAGCCUUGUUGAUUUAUGCGAAAGCAGCGAAAAACUAAAAGCUCUUAUAAGCAAAGCAGCAACUCUGCACGUGUAUCAAACUUUUUGGUAAAUUUCUCUUUUGUCAUUAGACCACUACGUCGUACAGUUACUGAAGUUUACGUUUAGUGGAGGACAACUACAAAAGACGACGAAUUUUUUUCUGAACGUGAGAACGUGUUGUACGAAUUAAACUAAAGGAAAAUAUGACUAUCCGACGUGCUAAACAGAUGGAAUUAUACUGAUGCGCUUUCAAACACCGCGAGUUGACUUUUUAAGUGACGGUCUCGCUGCUGUCACCAUCGCCGUCGCCGUCUGGAUUACUUUUUAUCGAUCUUAAGCAACAACGAAGGCGACAGUUGCGAAGACCUCACUUGAAAAGUGAAGUCGCUCUGCUUCAAACUUUAUCGCGCUUAUUCCAUGUCGUUCAAUUCGUCAAAUGUUGGCAUUUUUUUCUGCAGAUUAAUUCUAAAAGACUGUAUCAAAGUUCAGGAAAAGAAAAAGAAUGUCGUCGUCUUGUGUUCACGUCCUCCCCAAAACGUUUAAUUAUGCAUUUUCACCCCGUAGUCGUGCACAGACAGCAAAGAAAUAUACAAAAAAGCGUGAUGCACGUGCGGAGUUGUUGUUUUGCUAAUCUAAACGUAUUGCCUUUUUGCUGUUCUCGUUGAUGUCGCCGUCUUCGUUUCAUGAGCUCCCUAAGAAAUAUGACCCAAUUGCGUAAUAUGAUAAGCCGUUUCAAUAGACUGUCAAUCGAAAUGCUAAGGGAGGCAUAAUUACUUGUUGUACUAACGAUUCUCCAUUCGAAGGUUAGCUUGCAUUAAGGAUUAACAUGAUCUCGUAAUCACAGAAUUUGAUUUGAAGAAAAUAAAUGAUCUUCACCAGCCAUCCAGAAGUAAGAAAAGUUGGGAUGAUUUGGCUGAACGUCGAAAUGGACAACCUAAAAACAUCCCCAUAGGAAGUUUGUAGUCGUUACGUAAUGCUGAAAGUGUAGUUUCCUUUUCACUUCAGUUGUAAUAACUGAUAAUGGUCUGUGUCUGUUUUGUGCUACGUAGACCAAAAGAAAUCCCUUCUAUAAAAUAAAGUCUUAUUUAUGGCUACCCUGCGCACAGACGAAACUAAAUCUCUUGUCAAGUCCGUGUGCGAACCAACGCCAAAAUCCUUGUUCUGUGUCCCAGGUUGGUACCAAGAUUCGAGUACGCGCCAUGAAUGACUUGCUUAAAAAAAAAUUCAAUUAAUGUCAGUCGGGUGGAAGGGAAAUACAAAACGCAUUUCUGGUAAUUUGUUGAGUCCGUUGAGGCCCAGAAAGAGGAGUUAGCGCUGCUUCACAGAAAUUACUAGCCGAGGUUAGAUAACGUCUGCAACGCAUGCUAAUAGAGACCUUUAGAUUCUAAGACGAGUACGAGAUUUUCUCAAUACUAAGUGUUGCAUGCGCGUGAGUCAGCGUCAUUUUGGCGGGAAACAUUGUAGCUGUCGUCAUUCUACUACGAGUUUUAGCGCGAAUGUCGUGCUGGCGAAAGCAAGAUAUCAAAUGUUACAUGUUUUAUCAUUUUGCGUUCAGGAGAGGGUGUAACCUCCUUUACUAAAGAUAACAAUGCUAACUUUUCUGGUGAAAAAUUGUAAAAUGAAGCUUACCGGGAAGUGAUAUUUUGAGAAGACCCGAAAAAACUUCAAGCCAAAUCUCGUACUUGUAGUCGUCCUCGUCCUCGAAUCUAAAGGUCUCAAUAUAUGGCAUAGCAAUUCAGAAGUCAAACUAACCACUGUUUACAAACCUUUCACCACUUACAGUUCGACAAGCUCGUCUAGUUCAACUGUGAGCAGUUCAACUUCAACUUCUUCCAGCUCCAGUGUGAGUAGCUCAACGUUAACCUCGUCGACUUCCAGUUUAAGCAGUUCAACAUCAACAUCAUCCAGC
Porites lobata is the source of this 7522-nucleotide messenger RNA. The record is from the annotation of a GenBank genome assembly. NCBI's taxonomy places the organism in Eukaryota, Metazoa, Cnidaria, Anthozoa, Scleractinia, Poritidae.